AGAUGCUUGUGAGACCCCUCACUUUCUCUUUCAUGCUCCUUUUUCUUUUUUCUUUUUUCAAACAAGAUGAUAACAACCCAGCAUUCUGUACAGGCUGUAGAAUAAAGAAAACUCAAGUCAAGAUACAUGGCUCUCGUCUAUCUGGAGAAACAGCAAGUGAGGUGUACGCAGCCAUGAAGGAUAAGAACAUCGUUGUAAUCCAUGUGGCCAAAGCUCGACCACCAAAAUUUUGCUUUUGCACACUUUAAGAGUCACGACGACGCCUCGGCGUUUUUACCAGAUACAAGGAGCCUGGCUUUGAGCUCUUCCAUGAGCAUGUUAACGUGCAACCCACUCAAACCGAUGGCGUCGAAGUGACUUACAGUCAGCAAGCGAUUGAGAACUUCGCAGUACGAACGGACCAGUCGUCGUCGACGCUUCCCUCGGCUGCCGUCACCAGUCCAACUACUGCUGCCACUGCCACACCGCCAUAUCCUUGGAAAAAGGUAAAGAGUUGAUGAUAGGGAAGGGAAGAUUUCCCUGGUGUUAGAUCAUAAGUUGUUCAUUUGAUGAUUUAUAGGCUUUUACAAAAGCUUCUUACCUUGAUGGUAGGAUGGAAGAAGACAUUGACAGACUCGAGCGUCAGAAGGCAAACGUUCUUGGUGAUAUCAGGACAAUGGAAGAAAAAUUAGAACUCGCCCGUAGAUUAAUGGAAUAAAC
Messenger RNA from Radiomyces spectabilis, 699 nucleotides. RefSeq lists its product as uncharacterized. The transcript is spliced from 2 exons. NCBI's taxonomy places the organism in Eukaryota, Fungi, Mucoromycota, Mucoromycetes, Mucorales, Radiomycetaceae. The record is from RefSeq and is a predicted model, not a curated record. The annotation marks the transcript as partial.